UAGUACUCCGCGCAGUAACACCGUACCUCACGAAAUGAGCCCCCUUACGUUCGCUGAUCACUCAAGUUCAAUGCACAACAGAAACCACCGCGCCAGAGAAACAAAUGAUCAUACACACAGAGAUGAAUCGCUUACCGCCACCAGUUCAUGAAAGAUUCAGUGGACUCGUAGGUUGCUCAACCUAUGCAACCAGGUGACUAUGCAUUCAAGGUGUGCGCUGGCCGAUGCAUAUAUAACACUCAGGAUGAGGUGGAUUUGCGGCUGAGUACAGCGCGACCGUGCCGUUGGGUCCCACUCAGUGCAAAUUACUAAACUGUUCCACACUUCCAGCUCUAUUUUAAGCGCUGGGACCGACACCUUGUAUUAUUCAUUACAGCACUGAUGGUUGAGGCUUGCCAGCGGCCGGUUGCUCCUCAGCAGCGCACUGGUAAACGCCGUCUAUGCUACCGGUGGCCUGCUAGUGCGAGGAACGGUACAAAUUGGGUGACCUCAGAUGAAUGGAUUUGUGUCGUCAGCAGCAACAAACGAAUGUGGACGAUGAAGACAAGUACCGAGAUGCAGGAGAAACGGCGAGAGACAGACAUCGCCCCCUUGAAUGACAAGAAGACGCAAGUGAGGGACUGCAGCAUGAGUUUGCGAAGGUCGUCCUCGGAGCGGGCUGAGGCCAAAGUCAACCUCACUGACCAGGACUGGAAUGUGCGGAUCCGUGUAUUCAAGCUACAACAGUUGAACGUCUUGUUUCGGCUGUCAGGAAUGAUGAUCAAUGGUGGUACCAAAGAUAAGUCUCAUCCAACGGCGAACCAUGUUCCGCUGGGUGAUGAAACAGCCUCCACCAGGCUCACGAACAUCAUAGCCCUCUUGGCCCUUGCCCAGGGACACACGCGAGCGAGCCAGACGACGAUGACGUUCCCAACGUUGUGCCUACUAAUAUUCGACUCAGGAGACUCUGGUGAAGACAACGGAGGACAUACGAGUUUGCUGAAAAAGUGUCCCAUUUGACUGCGCUCCUACAACCAGUGUAGAGGGAUUUGCGCAAAUGGGGGAUGGGUGACAGGGCUGACUUAGGGGUUUGACAACAAACACGUUCAUCACGCAUGUGCAAAAAAACCUGUUACAGGUGUACUGUACUUCGGCCAUCUCCUAUGGUAAGGUGCAAACAUCGAAAAGCGGAUCCGGAGUCACCUCACAAUGAGGGCAUCGGUAGAUGUAUGGGUGAGCCUCCGCAAGCCGCAAGCCCGAUUGACUGGCAGACCAGUUUGUUCAAAAUGUGGAAGGGGAAUCAAGUCGUCGUGUUUCAGGACAGUGGAGCAUCGCGCUCGUCACUCUAUAGCCGGGAAAGCUGCAUAUAGCGCUGCUCCUGAAGGCGAUGAUGAAUGUUGCUUGUUGCGUGAUAUGAAAGACUGUUCGGUAUAUUCGGCGGGUUAUGCAUUCGUCAAGCUCAUUGCUCCCAG
Messenger RNA from Cantharellus anzutake, 1451 nucleotides. RefSeq lists its product as uncharacterized. The coding region runs from base 382 to 999 and encodes 205 amino acids. Lineage: Eukaryota; Fungi; Basidiomycota; Agaricomycetes; Cantharellales; Hydnaceae. The record is from RefSeq and is a predicted model, not a curated record. The transcript has 6 exons.